CCCCGUGGUCCCCCAGGACCUCCUGGCUCAAGUGGACCUCAGGGUUUCACUGGCCCCCCUGGUGAGCCUGGUGAGGCUGGUUCUUCUGGUGGCCCUGGUGAGCGUGGUGGCGCCGGAGUUGCUGGAGCUAAGGGUAACACUGGUGAGCCUGGCCGCAACGGCGAGCCUGGUAUGCCUGGAUCCAAGGGUAUGACUGGUAGCCCUGGCAGCCCUGGUCCCGAUGGCAAGACUGGCCCCUCUGGUAACGGUGGUCAAGAUGGUCGCCCCGGACCUCCCGGCCCCGUUGGAGCCAGAGGCCAGCCCGGAGUCAUGGGAUUCCCUGGACCUAAGGGAGCCGGAGGUGAGGGUGGCAAGCCCGGUGAGAGAGGAGUCAUGGGACCCGGUGGAGCUGUGGGCGCUCCCGGCAAAGAUGGUGAUGUUGGUGCUCCUGGUGCCCCCGGUGUUGCCGGACCUUCUGGAGAGCGAGGCGAGCAGGGAGCCGGUGGCCCCCCUGGAUUCCAGGGACUUCCAGGACCCCAAGGUGCUAUUGGUGAGACUGGCAAGCCCGGAGAGCAGGGUCUUCCCGGUGAGGGUGGUGCCCCUGGCUCUGCUGGAUCCAGAGGUGACAGAGGUUUCCCCGGUGAGCGCGGUGGCCCCGGCCCAUCUGGACCCGCUGGUGCCCGUGGCUCUCCAGGCUCUGCUGGUAACGAUGGUGCUAAGGGAGAGGCUGGUGCUGCAGGUGCCCCCGGUGGCCAGGGACCCCCUGGCCUGCAGGGAAUGCCCGGAGAGCGUGGUGCUGGUGGUCUGCCAGGCCUGAAGGGAGACAGAGGUGACCAAGGAGUCAAGGGUGUUGAUGGCGCCGGUGGUAAGGAUGGCGUCCGUGGUAUGACUGGCCCCAUCGGACCCAACGGCCCUGCUGGCUCUCCUGGUGAUAAGGGAGAGACUGGCGCUCCUGGAUCUGUUGGACCUUCUGGUGCCCGUGGUGCACCUGGUGAGCGCGGUGAGUCUGGUGCCCCCGGACCCGCUGGAUUCGCUGGGCCUCCUGGUGGAGAUGGUCAGCCUGGUGCUAAGGGAGAGGCUGGAGAUAACGGUGCCAAGGGUGACGGUGGUGCCCAAGGACCCGCUGGACCUACCGGAUCCCCUGGACCUCAGGGUCCCGCUGGAAACACCGGAGCUAAGGGCGCCCGUGGAGCUGCUGGUCCCCCUGGUGCCACUGGUUUCCCCGGUGCUGCUGGUAGAGUUGGACCUCCCGGCCCAUCUGGCAACAACGGACCCCCCGGACCCUCAGGCCCUGGUGGAAAGGAAGGACAGAAGGGUAACCGUGGUGAGACUGGCCCCGCCGGUCGUCCUGGUGAGCUUGGCGCUGCCGGACCCCCUGGUGCCCAGGGAGAGAAGGGACAGCCUGGUGGAGAUGGUCCCAAUGGACCCUCUGGAACUCCCGGACCUCAGGGUAUUGGUGGACAGCGUGGUAUUGUUGGUCUGCCCGGACAGAGAGGCGAGCGCGGUUUCCCCGGCCUCGCCGGACAACUGGGAGAGCCUGGCAAGCAGGGACCUGGUGGCCCCUCUGGUGAGCGUGGACCCCCCGGACCCAUGGGGCCCGCUGGACUGGCUGGAGCACCUGGCGAGCCUGGUCGCGAGGGAACUCCUGGUAACGAGGGAUCUUCUGGUCGCGAUGGUGCUGCUGGACCCAAGGGAGAACGUGGUGAGUCUGGUGUUGCCGGUGCUUCCGGUGCCCCCGGACCCCCUGGCGCCCCUGGAACCGUCGGCCCUGCUGGAAAGUCUGGUGACCGUGGAGAGUCUGGUCCUGCUGGCCCCGCUGGUAUUGCUGGCCCUGCUGGUCCCCGUGGCCCAUCUGGACCCGCUGGAGCUCGUGGAGACAAGGGAGAGUCUGGCGAGGCUGGAGAGCGAGGCAUGAAGGGACACCGAGGAUUCACUGGCAUGCAGGGACCCCCUGGCUCCUCUGGACAAUCUGGAGAGUCAGGACCUGCUGGAGCCUCUGGCCCCGCUGGACCUAGAGGACCUUCUGGAUCWGCUGGUMCCGCCGGUAAYGAUGGRAUGAGCGGUCUGCCCGGCCCCAUCGGACCUCCCGGACCCCGUGGUCGCUCUGGAGAGAUGGGACCKUCRGGACCCCCUGGCCCUCCCGGUCCCCCUGGCCCCCCAGGACCUCCCGGCGGUGGAUUCGACAUGGGCUUCAUUGCUCAGCCCGCUCAGGAGAAGGCCCCCGAUCCCUUCCGUCACUUCCGCGCCGACGACGCCAACGUSAUGCGCGACCGCGACCUGGAGGUAGACACCACCCUCAAGAGCCUGAGCCAGCAGAUUGAGAACAUCCGCUCUCCCGAGGGCACCAAGAAGAACCCCGCCCGCACCUGCAGAGACCUSAAGAUGUGCCACCCUGACUGGAAGAGCGGCGAGUACUGGAUCGACCCCGACCAGGGCUGCACCCAGGAUGCCAUCAAGGUUUACUGCAACAUGGAGACCGGCGAGACCUGCGUCUACCCCACCGAGGCCGAAAUCCCCAAGAAGAGCUGGUACACCAGCAAGAACAUCAAGGAGAAGAAGCACGUCUGGUUCGGCGAGGCAAUGACCGAUGGCUUCCAGUUCGAGUAUGGCAGUGAGGGUUCCAGCGCUCAGGAUGUUAACAUCCAGCUGACCUUCCUGCGCCUUAUGGCCACUGAGGCCAGCCAGAACAUCACAUACCACUGCAAGAACAGCAUCGCCUACAUGGACCAGCAGUCCGGCAACCUCAAGAAGUCCCUGCUGCUCCAGGGCUCCAACGAGAUCGAGAUCAGAGCCGAGGGCAACAGCCGCUUCACAUACAGCGUCACCGAGGACGGCUGCACGUCGCACACCGGUGCAUGGGGCAAGACAGUCAUCGACUACAAGACAACGAAAACAUCCCGUCUGCCUAUUAUUGACAUCGCUCCUAUGGACGUUGGUGCACCCAAUCAGGAAUUUGGCAUUGAAGUUGGCCCAGUCUGCUUCUUGUAAAAAAGAAAUCUGGACUUUAAAUUGUUUGUGUGUGUGUGUGUAUGUUUUUUUUCUAGCAGUCAUCCCUCUCAACCCUUUUCUAUGCAUUUAAAAAGAAAAAACUAGAGUUUCAUUUGGCCGUUCAAAAAUGGUCCACUUGCUUAAAACUGCACUUCUGAAGACAGUGGUUGUGUGUCAUCAAGCUUUUUUGGGACCACUAUUACCACCACCAUCAACACCGAGGAUACUUUAGAAGACUCAAUGGUUUCACUGGCAAAAAGAAAAUAAUAUAUACUUGUAAAGUGUAAAAUCCCCCCUGGAGUUUGACAGAAAAAAAAACAUCCCAGAUACAGGUGACUUUUUUUUACCACCGCGGAAGGACAAUGAAAAAGAAAACCAAAUGCUUUGUACCACUUUCAGGUGAUGUCAAAUAAAUCUUAAAAAUGACAGUGAAGUGUCUCGUUGUUGUACCCACCUGGAGAAGCAGUUGUUCCUUCUGAAGUCACACGAAAGCAGCAUUAGAGACAUGGGUUCAACUUCUUUUUUAAUCUUAUGGCUACCUCAAAAAGGAAAUCCACGUUACCCAGUGUUGGUGAACCCCCAGGUUAGAUUUUACACGGCAGAAGUAUGGUUGAAAGUAACAGCUGCAAAAGGUGCUAUUCUUCAUGAGGUCCUGACAAUGGAGGGUGAUCGAAAAUUGUGCUAUUAUGUUGUCAUUCUUGCUUGCAGGACCUUAGGUGCUAAAUUAGCAGAUUAUCUUGAUGUCAGUCAUAACAGAUGUGUUUCAAGUGUUGGCUAAGAUCUCUGCAACAGAGGCAUAGCAAGAGGUAUACUGUAGUUAGGAUGCACACAGUCCUGUCUAGUGUACAAUGAGCAGGUGGAUUUGUUGUCUUUUGUUUUUAACAUCUUUUGACACUUUUUGGUUGUUGUUUGUUUCGUUUUGAAAUCCCCCCUUUUGUUGUCCAAUUGCUUCUAGCAGUACCCCUCUUUCACCCCCCAUUGUUUUAGUUUUUUUGUUUUGUUUUCUUAUUUUAUGCGAAGGGUUUUGGAAAAAAUUGAACACAGAAAAAAUUGAAAUAUCAAAUUUUGAGCGAAGCAGACACACCGUUGGGGGAUUAAAACAAGAGGAUCUGUACCUAUUUUGUAUAUGUAUAAAAAUUUGAGAUGUUUUUAAUUAUUUUGGAUGCUGAAAUAAAGCAUGUUAAGUGGUCUACCUAA
Salvelinus sp. IW2-2015 is the source of this 4164-nucleotide messenger RNA. NCBI's taxonomy places the organism in Eukaryota, Metazoa, Chordata, Actinopteri, Salmoniformes, Salmonidae. The record is from RefSeq and is a predicted model, not a curated record.